AUGACUAUUCGUGCGGCCGCGCGCCGCCUACAGUCGCUCAAAUCUGUGCAACCUCUCCUCACAGCACGCUCUUUCAGCUCGACGUCGUAUGUCUGCAGCUUACCUCGAGAUGAGAAAGCGCGAAUCUUGAAAGAAAGUUCUCUGCCCACCCCCGAUCCCGGCCCAGACUCAUCCACAGCCGCAUUUCUUCGAGAUCGAACUCCAUACAUGGUGCCUACAUAUGUGCGCCCAACACCCGUCUUCGUCAAGGGACAAGGAGUCUAUCUAUGGGACAUGGAGAAUCGACGAUUCCUCGACCUCACAGCCGGUAUUGCCGUCAACUCAUUGGGUCAUUGUGACCCCGAGAUCACAAAAGUGAUCUCCGAGCAGUCCGAGACUCUGAUCCAUGCCUCGAAUCUAUACCACAACCCCUGGACAGGUGCCCUGAGUAAAUUAUUGAUUGAUGAGACGAUAACCUCCGGCGCGAUGCGUGAUGCAUCUCAAGUAUUCGUGUGUAAUUCAGGCGCAGAAGCCAACGAAGCCGCAAUCAAAUUCGCGCGCAAAGUCGGCAAAACGCGCGAUGCUACCGGCGAGAAAGUCGAGCUCGUCUCUUUCCAGGGGUCUUUCCAUGGACGCACCAUGGGUGCAUUGUCAGCUACCCCUAACCCAAAGUAUCAACAGCCAUUUGCGCCGAUGAUUCCGGGAUUCAAGUACGGCGCUUUCAAUGAUGUUGAGCAAUUGGAGACGUUGAUCACGGAAAAGACCUGUGGUGUUAUCGUGGAACCGAUCCAGGGUGAAGGGGGUGUUAAUGUUGCUACUCCGGAGUUUUUGAUUGCUCUUCGUGAACGGUGUGAUCAGGUUGGUGCUGUGUUGAUUUUUGAUGAGAUCCAAUGUGGUUUGUCUCGUACGGGUACUUUAUGGGCACACGGAAACCCUGUAUUCACUCCCAAGGACGGCAGCAAGAAAGCUGCUCACCCGGAUAUCUUGACUACAGCCAAGGCUCUCGGUAACGGUAUCCCCAUCGGCGCUACUAUCGUUACAGAGAAUGUGUCAUCAGCCAUCAAGACAGGAGAUCACGGUACUACCUUUGGUGGAAAUCCACUCGUCUGCCGUGUUGCGCACCACAUUGUUGAGCGAUUAGCUGCGUCUGAGCUCCAGAACGGCGUGGAGGUUAAAUCGGCACAAUUUAUUGCCGGAUUUAAAGCUCUGCAGGAGGAAUACCCCGAGAUCAUCUCCGAGGUUCGUGGUGUCGGGUUGAUUCUGGGUGUUCAGCUGUCUGAAAAGUAUGCUUCCAAGGCCACUGAUGUAUUGACAGCGGCACGUCAGCGUGGUUUGUUGGUGAUCACUGCUGGCGAGGGAUGUCUACGUUUUGUGCCGGCGUUGAAUAUUACGGAGGACCAGAUUGAGGCUGGAUUGAAGGUUUUGCGAGAUAGUUUUGCAGCUGUUUUCACUGAAUAG
Talaromyces amestolkiae is the source of this 1437-nucleotide messenger RNA. RefSeq lists its product as uncharacterized. The coding region runs from base 1 to 1437 and encodes 478 amino acids. Gene Ontology annotation, biological process: arginine metabolic process. The transcript has 2 exons. Gene Ontology annotation, molecular function: identical protein binding; transaminase activity; pyridoxal phosphate binding. Gene Ontology annotation, cellular component: mitochondrial matrix. The record is from RefSeq and is a predicted model, not a curated record. Lineage: Eukaryota; Fungi; Ascomycota; Eurotiomycetes; Eurotiales; Trichocomaceae.